CUUGUAAAAUGUAAAUUAUCUUCAGAGAACUGAGAAGUUCCAACCAAACCAUAACCAAACAAUCAAAACAACAAAAUAUGAUUACAAAAUCAUAAUAAUUACCAAACAAACAUCACAUUACCAUGGAGAUUAGAUUGAACUAUAGUUAUGAAGUGUUGUGAAUUAUCAUAAUAGAAGAAUAUGUGUACGCGCGAACAGUAUACGAAAUGUACAUUUGCAAGUUUUGAAAAAUUGGAAUUCACACGAUGGCCUACGCAGACAGUACAAAGAACAAGAAACUAUUCCAAAAGACUAGCAGUUUUAACAGAUCUUUUAUAUGUGAUCACUGCGGGAAGGAUUUGGUGUACCGAAGUAAAGCCAUAAAACAUCUAGAAAGUUGUGGACCCAACAGGACCACUUGUAUAUGGUGUAAGAUAGUAUUUAAAAACCGUGGCAAUCUAGCAAGGCAUGCGUUUUUCGUUCACGGAGACCAAAGUGCGAUACGACCAGCUUUGCUGACCAACAAAUGUGAGGUUUGUUCCCAAUGCUUCCGUAGCCCCAAUAACCUAAAAUAUCACAUACGCAGCGUUCACUUCAACUUAAGAGCUAAGAUCAUGACGUAUGAUAAUAAGGAAAUCAAUGAGGUAUGGCACGAGAAAGUGUACAACACGUCCAAGAUAGUCGAAAUUAAGAAAGCUGCUAACAACUUAUUCCUGAUACGAAAACUGGAAGAUGACACCAAAGUGACAGUCCAAGACAGCGGCAGUGUCAUAGACUUAAGCGAAGUGUACCCGACUAGACGGUGUGUCGACCAGUGUCAUAUAUGUAAGAAGAUCCUGUUGAAACGAGAUUUGAAGAAGCAUUAUGACGAAUGUCAUUUCCAAAUCAAGAAGCAUGUAUGCAAUAAUUGUAAUAAAGCCUUCAAACGCUCCGUACUUUUCGUCCGGCAUGUCUGUCAUGCGAAGAGAGGCAGACGGAAGCUUGUACUAUAGUUUGAUGAUACGGGUCUGCCCGCGAUUAACUUGUUUUUUCGCAAUUUGUAAACUAAUAUGACAAUACGGCUUAUGGUAUUCUAAUUGCGCCAAUGGCAGUGUCAUCUUCACAGGGUUACAUAACAAUCUCUACUUGAAAGGGUCCAGUUUAAGAUUUAAACAAGUGUAAAUUAAAAAUUUAUAACACCCCCGACAAGUGAAGGUUACAGUAACUAG
This is a messenger RNA of Maniola jurtina (meadow brown), 1187 nucleotides long. RefSeq names its product zinc finger protein 808-like. Gene Ontology annotation, biological process: regulation of transcription by RNA polymerase II. NCBI's taxonomy places the organism in Eukaryota, Metazoa, Arthropoda, Insecta, Lepidoptera, Nymphalidae. Gene Ontology annotation, molecular function: DNA-binding transcription factor activity, RNA polymerase II-specific; RNA polymerase II transcription regulatory region sequence-specific DNA binding. The coding region runs from base 246 to 971 and encodes 241 amino acids. The record is from RefSeq and is a predicted model, not a curated record. Gene Ontology annotation, cellular component: nucleus. The transcript has 3 exons.